Messenger RNA from Dentiscutata erythropus, 1233 nucleotides. The record is from the annotation of a GenBank genome assembly. NCBI's taxonomy places the organism in Eukaryota, Fungi, Glomeromycota, Glomeromycetes, Diversisporales, Gigasporaceae.
AUGAGGUCUUUUAUCGAUGUUUCACCAGAUUCUCAUUUUUCAAUCCAAAAUUUGCCAUUUGGGAUUUUUUCAACCCAAAGUGAUGAAAUUUUAUCCGCUCGUGUUGGCGUCGCUAUAGGCGACCAAAUUUUAGACCUGACAGCUAUAUCUCAAUUAUUUGAAAAACAUGUUCCAGAAUUAGGUAAUCCAACAUUGGUUUUUUCACAGUCAUCGUUAAAUAUGUUUAUGUCGUUGGGAAAACCAGUAUGGCAAGCUACACGAAAAUUCCUACAAUCCAUCUUAUCCGAAGAUAAUCCAGAAUUACGUGAUAGCAAAGAACUUCGAGCAAAUGCAUUUGUUUCUCAACAUCGUGCAAAAAUGCAUUUACCUGUUAAUAUUGGUCAUUUUACGGAUUUUUAUGCUUCAAAAGAACACGCAACUAAUUGUGGUGUUAUGUUGAGAGGAAAAGAUAAUGCAUUGAUGCCAAACUGGCUUCAUUUACCAGUUGGAUAUCAUGGUAGGGCUUCCUCUGUUGUUGUCUCUGGAACAGAUCUUGCACGUCCAAGUGGCCAAAGAUCACCAGGAAAAGGUCAACCUCCGGUUUUUGGACCAUCUGUAAAAUUAGACAUUGAAUUGGAAAUGGCAUUUUUCGUUGGUACUGGCAACAAACUUGGUGAGAGAAUUCCAAUCCAACAAACAAAAGAUCACAUUUUUGGCAUGGUUUUGAUGAAUGAUUGGACCAGAGAUAUACAAGCAUGGGAAUAUGCUCCGUUAGGUCCCUUCCUUGGUAAAAGUUUUGGAACCACGAUUUCACCAUGGAUUGUCACACUUGAUGCCUUGGAACCUUUCCUGGUAGAUGGUCCUUGUCAGGAUCCUACACCACUUCCAUAUCUUCAAGAAAAAGGAAAAACCGCAUAUGAUAUUAAUCUUGAAGUUAAAAUGAAACCACGCGAUUGUAGUACUCAUAAAACCUUAACUCGUUCAAACUUAAAAUAUAUGUAUUGGUCUAUUUGUCAACAGCUCGCACAUCAUACAGUCAAUGGCUGCAACAUGGGCGCAGGUGAUUUAUGUGGCACCGGUACUAUAAGUGGCCCGACUGAAGAUGCAAGAGGAUCAUUGUUAGAAAUUACAUGGAAUGGAGAAAAAGAAAUUGAUUUCGGCAAUGGAGUUAAACGAAUGUUUGUAGAAGAUGGAGACGAAGUUGUGUUGACAGGAUAUUGUCAAGGAGAAGGAUUUAAAGUUGGAUUUGGAUAA